Molecule: messenger RNA, 1659 nt
Organism: Phycodurus eques (leafy seadragon)
Lineage: Eukaryota; Metazoa; Chordata; Actinopteri; Syngnathiformes; Syngnathidae
Product: multidrug and toxin extrusion protein 1-like
Exons: 16
Coding region: 1-1659 (552 amino acids)
Biological process (GO): xenobiotic detoxification by transmembrane export across the plasma membrane
Cellular component (GO): membrane
Molecular function (GO): xenobiotic transmembrane transporter activity; antiporter activity
Source: RefSeq, a predicted model, not a curated record
AUGGCGCGCGACAAGAUGUUCUUCUGUAGGUGCCUCUGUCUCAAGAUGCCCCUGAGCCACAGAGAAGAACUGUACCACAUCUUGAGGAUGACUGGUCCUCUGUUGUUCUCUCGGAUCCUCAAUUACCUGCUUCCCUUCGUGGUCACCAUGUUCUCUGGACGUCUGGGCAACAAGGUGAUGGCUGGCUACGGAUUAGCAUCUGCUACCAUCAAUGUCACCACAGCGGCAACAGGAUAUGGUCUUAGUCUUGCUUGUGAUACACUGGUCUCUCAGACCUUCGGUGGUAAGAAUCUGCUGCGCGUGGGCGUGAUCCUGCAGCGAGGCAUCGUCAUCCUUCUGUUUUUCUGUCUGCCCUGUUGGGGUCUACUCCUCAACGCCCAGAGCCUCCUGCUGCUCAUGGGCCAGCACCCCGAGGUUACCCGAAUAGCACAUCUGUACAUCGUAGCCUCCCUUCCAGCUGUGCCAGCAAUGUUUCUGCACAAUCUUCAAGUGUCUUACUUGCAGAACCAGGGUAUAAUACUUCCGCAAAUGUACACUGCAGCAAUGGCAAAUGUUGCCAACGUGAUUUUGAACUACGUGUUAUUGUACUGGCUCGAUCUAGGGGUCAAUGGAUCUGCAGCUGCCAACGCUCUCUCUCAGAUUUUCAUCUGUGCUCUGCUGUUUGCUUACAUUCGCUGGAAGAAGCUGCACGUGUCAACAUGGGGAGGCUGGUCAGUGGAAUCUCUGCAGGAGUGGGGCUCCUACAUGAGGCUGGCUGUUCCCAGCAUGCUCAUGAAGUGUUUCGAGUGGUGGCUCUAUGAGUUUGGUGGAUUCUUUGCGGGCAUGUUGAGCGAAGAAGAGCUGGCGGCCCAACAUGCAGUGAUGAUGGUGACUUUACUAGCCUACAUGUUCCCUUUUGGCAUCCAGGCAGCGGCGUGCGCUCGGGUGGGCAACGCUCUCGGGGCCGGAGACACGGGCAGGGCCAUCCUCACCUGCAAGGUUUCGCUCACCCUCGCAGCUGCAUUUGCACUUGUCGAAGGUGUCGUGCUUGGCUCCACUAAAUCAGUGAUCGGCUUCAUCUUCACCUCCGAUGAGAAGAUCGUCAAUCUGGUGUCCCUUUUGAUGAACGCUUACUGCUUCCUUCAGUUCUUUGAUGGCCUUGUGUGUGUGUGCACUGGCAUCUUUCUGGGCACGGGAAAACAGAAGAUUCCAGCUGUAGCUAACUUCAUUGGAUAUUACGGUGUCGGACUCACGCUCAGCGUUACGCUCAUGUUUGUGGCAAAGCUCCGAAUUUUAGGUUUCUGGCUGGGGAUUUUGAUUUGCGUUAUCUUGCAGUCCACCCUUUACAUCAUUGUCGUCUUCAAGCUGGACUGGGAGAGAAUGACAGAGGAGGCUGUGAAGCGCGCCCAAAAGAACACACAUGUGGCCUUACUGAGCCCGGGUGUGCAGGAACAGUACCAGCCAGUCAUGUGCGAGGGCAACAGAGUCACACUGCAGCUGGCGAAUGCCGACCAUCUCUCUCUGAGCCAGCUGCUGCUCAGGCGAGGCCUCACGCUGCUGGCCGCCCUCACCCUGCUAGCGACGGGCACCUGCGUGUACUUCCUGGUACCCCUGCCAGAGGCUCCGCAACCAACAAGUAAUCUGACUGCAACGGACUGGGGCAAUAUCACACGCUAUUGA